AAGAGUUAUUCGCAUAAUUUCUUACAGCUCGGCACGUCCACUUGCAUCGGUACAAGGGAGACCGGAAUCUUCGAACAGGCUUAUAUUGGAUGACGGACUGUUGACAAUUGUAGAAUGACGGUUUGCAGUUGAAAAUUGUAAAAUAAUGAUCUGCAGAUAAUGAAACAUGGCACCAGACCAAGAACAGCUCCAAGACAAAGACAAAUCAUGGGAGGUGCCAAAGCGAUACGUGCUGGUGCUAAUGGCGUUUUUGGGGUUCGUGAUGGACUAUGCGGUCCGGAUCAAUAUCAACAUCGCCAUCGUGUCCAUGGUCAAUCAAUCCGCCAUACCCCACGUGUCCUUUGAAGCUCAGGCCGCUGAGUGCGGAUUCUCCAACUCAUCUCUCACAACUGAGGACAUGCAAGAGCUUCAGGCAGGAGAAUUCGCAUGGGACGAGGACGUGCAGACGCUAAUCCUGAGCUCCUUCUAUUGGGGUUACGUGGUGACUGUAUUCCCGGCCGGGAUAUGGGCCGAGAAACUGGGCGGGAAAAAUGUGCUGGGAUUCGGAAUCCUCAUCGGUGGAAUCCUCCAGUUUGCUGCACCGAUGGCCGCUCGCCUUCACUUCAUCGCCCUCAUCGUGCAACGAGGAGUGGUGUCGCCAGCAUUUUACCAGAUCGUGGCUCGGUGGGCUCCCCCGACCGAAAGGAGCCGAAUGAACUCCUGGUCUAACAUCGGAUCUGCAAUGGGAACAGUUUUGGCGAUCCCCCUGGGAGCUCUGAUCAUCAAAUGGUUAAACUGGGAAUCGGUGUUUUACUUCACGGGAGGGAUGACAGUGUUAUGGUUCAUUGGCUGGUACCUCGUCGUUCACGAGAGCCCCGCCGUUCACCCGAAAAUCUCCAAAAGAGAGCGAUCCUACAUCGAGGUCGCCAUUGGUCCUACUCGCAGCACUGCUCUCGUCUUGGGAGAGUCGGUGGCAUGGAGAGAGAUGAUGAAAUCGAAACCACUCUGGGCCCUGACCAUUGCCAUGCUCUGCAAUUCCUGGGGCUUCUCUGUCCUCCUCUCCCUCUUACCAACCUACAUGAACAAUGUUCUUCACUUCGACAUCGCCGCUAAUGGGGUGUUAUCGGCACUGCCAUAUUUGUGCCAAGUGUGCUUCGGUAUCGCCUUAAGUCACCUCGCAGAUUGGAUGCUUGUUCGCCGAAUCCUUCACGUCACAACCCUUCGCAAGAUCAUGAACACCCUCUCCCACUUGGGAGCUGGCGCGUUGAUGAUCGGGCUGUCUUUUGCGGGAUGUGAUCCCCGGGGAACGGUGAUUCUCCUCAUGGGCGCCGUUGGUGUCACUGGCGCCAACUAUUCCGGUUACGGUGCCAACUUGCUCGAUCUCGCUCCCAACUUUGCUGGGAUCGUGAGUGCCGUAACGCACGUGGGUUUCAGUUUCGUGUCCAUGCUGGCUCCAAUCGUCUCUGGUGCCAUCAUCAAUGGAGAGCAAACCCUACACAACUGGUCGAUCGUGUUCCAAGUCGCGGCUGGAUUCUACCUGUUCGACGUGGUGAUAUUUUUGGCCUGGGCAAGCGGGGAGGAGCAGCCGUGGAACAGACUUCAGCUCUCCAAGUCAUUUCCCGAGGACGAAGCGGAAGACGAUUUACUCCCAGAGGGAAAGACGGAAGACUUGCUUCUGCUCCCGUGCCGCCGAACCAAGUCGCUCGAUUACGAUACUGUCAUCCUGAAGGCAGAAUUCCCUCCUCCCCCUCCCAACCCCACCCCACCCCCCAACAUUGCCGGUUAA
Molecule: messenger RNA, 1765 nt
Organism: Darwinula stevensoni
Lineage: Eukaryota; Metazoa; Arthropoda; Ostracoda; Podocopida; Darwinulidae
Source: the annotation of a GenBank genome assembly